This is a messenger RNA of Acanthosepion pharaonis, 1101 nucleotides long. The record is from the annotation of a GenBank genome assembly. Lineage: Eukaryota; Metazoa; Mollusca; Cephalopoda; Sepiida; Sepiidae.
AUGGCAGCACGAAAGAAAGGAAUGCGUUUUUAUGUGCCUUCUCUAAUUUCUUUAUGCAAGCAAUUGGUGGUAGAAAAUUUGACAGCAGAUGGAGCCAGCCUUCAAGCAUUACCUGUUGAUCUUCAGGAAAAAUGUCUCCAUUACAUGGCCCGAAGAGGCUUACUGACAGACAAAAAUCUAAAGAAUGCUCUCCAUAAAGACCUGAGAAAGCUUGAUCUGUCAAACUCCAGUGUCACACAAGAUGGCAUUUCCCAGCUCAGAGACUGUCCCCAAGUCAGAAAACUUAAUCUCAAUUCACAGAACCAAGAAGAACGAUUCUCAUCAGCAAGCUUGUCAGGUGUGUUCAGCAUGUGUCACUUUAUACAGGUUCUCAAUCUCAGCUACUGUUGUUGGGUCGAUGAUGCUACCAUCACCAGCCUUUCUGAACAUUGUCAAGACAUCCGCUGUCUCAACCUGAGUUACUGCUCCCGAGUCACUGAUCAAUCUAUGAAAGCCUUAGGCAAGAACUGUCCCCGCCUUGCACAAGUUAACUUUUCUAGGAAUUCCCUCACUGAUGAAGGCAUAGCAGCCUUAUUAGAAGGUCACUGUCACAGAACUCUCGAGGAGAUGCUUCUCAAGAACAUUGAAGAAAUUUCAGAAAACUCUGUGAAGCUCAUCUUGAGUGUUUGUCCAAAGCUUUCUAUUAUAAAUUUUAGUGGCUGUCCAAGGAUUUCCGAUGAUGCAUCGUGUGGACGAAGUGUUCACCGUCCGCGGUCAUCGCCGCUACGUGAAGGAACAGCAUGGCGUUCUCGUCCUCGACGGUCGUCAAAUGCUGUUGCGUCUCGAUCUCAAAAAUGCACAAGUGGUGAGCGAAAUAAGAAACCACCAAAAUCUGAUAGUUUCUGCUCACCAAAAAACCAUCCACUGGAUUUUCUUUUUCUUUCCUUAACUCCUGAAGCCGGCAUCUUUCCUCAUCCUUCUCGUGUUCACGUCUCCUUGCGCGGGCGCUUACCGUCUCAGAACGCUGUUUCCAAGGUGUCAUAUUCGCCGAGCUCUCUCUUGCCUGGAUACGUUUCGAAGAGGUCCGCGAUCCCAUUUCAUAAGCCCAGUUCCAAUCCUUGA